Molecule: messenger RNA, 1941 nt
Organism: Aspergillus ochraceoroseus IBT 24754
Lineage: Eukaryota; Fungi; Ascomycota; Eurotiomycetes; Eurotiales; Aspergillaceae
Exons: 3
Coding region: 229-1785 (518 amino acids)
Biological process (GO): transmembrane transport; carbohydrate transport
Cellular component (GO): membrane
Molecular function (GO): carbohydrate:proton symporter activity
Source: RefSeq, a predicted model, not a curated record
GUUUGUUGAAGGGUUAACAACUCAUGUGGCGCAUGGCUCCCCCCCCCGGUCCUCCCCCGGACUUUCGACCCCUUAGUUAACUAACUAAUGGCCAGUCCAGCUGAUGAAUAAAUAAAUACCCUCCUGGCCUACCUUGUCUAGGAUUGAUCUUUUCAAACACUGGGGCUCCCUUCCUAGGAAAUCUUCUCUGCCUAGGACCGAUUGUAUAUAUAUAUACACCAAGACAAGAUGGCUGGCUCAAGAACAGAUGCCAUCCUCGAAAGCAGCACGGGCAAAUCGAUAGGGAUAGUCCAACGACUACGCCUCUUCACGCCCAGUGUGCUCUUCCUUGUCAUCUACCUCAGCACUGCCAUGUUCAACUAUGGCUACGACGUUGGCGUCUUCAGUGGGAUCCAAGCCAUGACCAGAUUCAAGGAGCGGUUUGGCACCUGCAACGCUGCGGGAGUGUGUGCCGUCAGUAGCAGCAUGUCAAGUGUCAUGAACUCCACACCGUGGAUUGGAAAGUUAAUCGGGUGCAUAGCUGGCGGCCAUAUAGCUGCCCGCUAUGGCCGCAAGAUGACUAUGCUGCUCAUUGCCGUGGCCAGUCUGGUUGGGGUGGUCCUGCAGAUCACCGCAACCACCAUCGCGCAGUUCACCGUCGGUCGUAUUAUCUGCUACGGAAUGACCGGGGUCUGUGUGCUGAAUAUUCCUUCCUACAUGGCUGAGACGAGCCCUCCCCAUCUGCGCGGGUUGAUUACCACCCAAAUGCAGAUCCAGAUUACUAUGAGCCAACUUAUUGCCUCGCUCAUCAAUUACGGAACGAAAGACAUGGUCCAUAGUGACGCUUCAUGGAGGAUUCCGAUAGGGGUGCAGUUCAUAGCCCCCGUGUUCUUGAUCGCAGGAUGGCCCUUUGUCACUGAAUCCCCCCACUGGCUUGUCUCGAAAGAUCGAAUCCAGGAUGCCCAAGCUUCACUCAAGACUCUACGGAACAGCAAUGAUGAAGACGCAAUCCACGAAGCAGUGCAAGCUAUCGUGUUACACAGAGAUAGCCAGAUCGAGGGAUCAUGGCAGGAAAUAUUCAGCGGCGUAAACAAGCGACGAACAGGAAUCGCCAUCCUCGCUAUGCUGGGCCAACAGAUUACAGGCCAAGCUUUCACCAACCAAUACGGAGUCAUAUUCUACCAGCAAGAAGGCUACACCAACAGUUUCCAACUGAACAUCAUCUCCAUGGCUAUCUCCGUCGUCACCUGUCUCUUGACGUCCAGCGUCAUUGACGGAAUCGGCCGCCGACCGUUACUCAUCAUCGGGGGAUUCCUCCAAGCCGUGUUUCUCUUCACGGUUGGUGGUCUCGGGACCAUCAGUCAUCGAUCGCAAACCCAAAAGAACAGUCUCGUGGCAAGUCUCAUGCUCUUCAGCUUCGCCUAUGCACUGUCCUGGGCUCCUCUCUCCUACGUCGUUCUCUCCGAGGCCGCCAGUCGGCGUGUCGUCGAGAAAACCAAUAUGCUGGCGAUCUCCAUCUCGGUCAUCACUGCCUUCGUGGUGUCCUUUACGGUUCCGUAUUUGAUCAAUGCCGAUUAUGCCGGCCUUGGUGCCAGAGUGGGUUUCAUCUACGGUUCAUUUGCUGUCAUCAUGGCCGUUCUUGCAUACUUCAUAAUCCCGGAAAUGAAAGGACGCAGCUUGGAGCAGCUCGAUGUUCUGUUUGAGAAAGGGAUCUCUGCAAGGAAAUUUAGGAAUGCUGUUGUGUUGGAUGGUGAGGUGAGAUUUGAAACCAAGUAUCCCAGCGAGGAAAAGAAUCCAAAUGUUUAACUAUCCAGCCCGUCCUCUUGAUGGAUAGACACUACGGCACAGAAAUUUGCCUUGAUAAUGAAGCAGUCGGCAAAAAUGAAUACUUUAAUGUAUUUAAUGGCUUGUUAAAAUCCAAAGGAGCGUAUUAUUAUUCGGCCUGUUUGGUCCUCAGAACAC